GUUCCUCUGUUACUGACUUCUCUCCUUAGAGACAAGGACUCCCUGAGCUCACGGGCAAAUACACAACAGUAGGUUCAAGAGGGCUCUGGCAAAGGAUGGGAAGCCUCAGACGGCCAGGGGAAGAGUGAGAAGGAAGAAAUUUCUGCUAGAGACCAAAAGAGAACACUGACCUGGAGUUAGCUGAAUGUGGAGUCUAUUUCUGCUUAUCCCACAGAGCCUGAGACGCCUUAUUAGGCACUUUAUCUGCUUCCUUCCUUAUGAGACCAGGUAUGCAUCCGAAGACCAUCUUAGCCGAUUCGUCUGGUACUUUUCUGGAAUUGUAGGAGGAGGGCUGUUGAUGUUCCUCCCAGCGGCGGUGUUCAUUGGGCUGGAACAAGAAGACUGCUGUGGCUGCUGCGGCCAUGACAACUGUGGGAAGAGCUGUGCGAUGCUCUCCUCAGUGCUGGCAGCCCUUAUUGGACUAGCUGGGUCCGGAUACUGUAUCAUCGUGGCCGCCCUGGGCUUAGCCGAAGGUCCAAGAUGCCUCGAUCUCACUGGUCAGUGGAAUUACACCUUCGCUGACACCAAUGGAAAUUAUCUGAUGGACCAUUCCUCUUGGGGGAAUUGCCUUCAGCCCAGAAAUGUGGUGCAGUGGAACGUGACUCUGUUCUCCAUCUUGCUGGCUCUCGGGGGAAUUGAAUUCAUCCUGUGUCUCCUUCAAGUCAUCAACGGUGUCCUUGGAGGAAUAUGCGGAUUCUGCUGCUCCCGUCAGCAGCAAUAUGACUGCUGAGAGAAGCGUCCCCAGAUGGAGGGUGAAGGUGCUUGUCAAUGACUGUAAUUUAUAUAUUUUGUAAAACUUUGUAUUAGUGUACUGUAUAUGCUCUAUUUGUGUAAACCUGGAUAGAUGAGAGCAUGUUUUUACUCUGGGCGAGGGGCUGGAACAAUGGAGCUGAUGGAAUUUCUUCCCUGGCCGAGAGGCCCGGCCCUGCCCAUCGUGGGGGGCUCUUCUAUGUGAAACAGAGGUGCCCUUGGGCAGAACGGCGGGAAGGUCGAACCCCGGUGACCGCUUCCCGGAUGAAGAUGGUGUUCCAAAGGACCCAAGCCUGCUUUCUUGACAACGCGAGUGCUGUCUUCUCUGUUGGCAUGAUGUUUCUCAUUCACGUGAUCCUUCUGGCUUCCCCCAGGGAGGACGUGUGGGGUGACCCCAAGUGCUGGGAUAGGUCAGUGCCCUGUUGCUGGCCAGAAUGGGAGUCUCAUUAUCAGCCAGGAUCCCCAUAGUGGAGCAGGGGAAGGAGAGGGGCAUGCAGAGAAUGGCAGCUGGGGCUUCCAUGUAGAGUGCAGGACAGGAAAGGGAAUGAAAGGGUCUUGGAGCAAUUUUCCUUCACUGACACUUAUGCCCCAUCUUCAGGCCCACUCCAGAGACCCUUCACCCACUCCAGAGACCCUCCCCACCCACUGUAUCUGUCCCCCAGCUCUGGGCCCCCCUGGGCCUCCUCCUGCUUGUCCAGUUCUGCUUCUGGGAAUCUUUGGUGGUCCUUCAGCACUGCUCUGACGGCUGAAGAGUCCACAAGGGCUGGGGGACGAGUCCAGUGCUGCGCUAUCUCCAGACUGCCAUCAGCCCUAACUUUGUAAGUUUGGUGAAUUCCACUCUUUCCCCCUCCUGCCUCCUUCUCUUCCUCCUCGGCAGGGCCUGUCUGGGGUCAGCCAGGGGAGGGACUGCCCACUGACAGAUGGAAAACUGGACUCCCUCACCCAUGACGGUCCUGGCUGGCUUCCCUAAUCUAUCUGUCUGGAAAUUCUGGGGUCUUCCAGUCCCCUAAGUGAACAGAGCUGAUACGGUAGGCUGGGGAAGGCAGAACAAAAGGCAGUGGAGAGGGAAACUGAGAGAAACAGAUGAAAAAAAGCUGAGUGGGAAGAAAAAUAAAUGAAGGACAAUCUCAAAUGCAUUUUGUACAAAAUAGAAUAAAUGAAGAAAACCAAAAUCUCCCUAUUAA
This is a messenger RNA of Ornithorhynchus anatinus (platypus), 1973 nucleotides long. It is a transcript of the gene TM4SF1, whose product is annotated as transmembrane 4 L six family member 1. The transcript is spliced from 7 exons. The record is from RefSeq and is a predicted model, not a curated record. Bases 185 to 769 code for a protein of 194 amino acids. Gene Ontology annotation, cellular component: membrane. Lineage: Eukaryota; Metazoa; Chordata; Mammalia; Monotremata; Ornithorhynchidae.